Molecule: messenger RNA, 633 nt
Organism: Rotaria sp. Silwood2
Lineage: Eukaryota; Metazoa; Rotifera; Eurotatoria; Philodinida; Philodinidae
Source: the annotation of a GenBank genome assembly
AUGAAUAAGGCUGAUAUACGACCACGACCCGCGCUUGAUCCAGAUAGUGUUGCUACGUUUCUUUUAACAAGUGGAACAACAGGGUAUUAUGGUGAUGAAGCAAAAACAAAGGAUAUAAUUGAUGACGGUGGUUGGCUACAUACAGGUGAUGUUGGUGAAUGGACAGCAAAUGGUACAUUACGCAUCAUUGAUCGUAGCAAGCACAUUUUCAAAUUAAGCCAAGGUAAGUAUGUUGCACCUGAACGUCUUGAAGAAAUAUAUCUUCGUUCUCGAUGGGUUUCUCAAAUCUUUGUCGAUGGUCGUCCAAUACAAGCAACAGUCGUGGCUAUUAUUGUACCUGAUAAAGAGUACAUUGAACAGAAUUACGCUUCGACAGCACCAAAAUCAUUCGAAGAAUUAUGCAAAAGUGACGAGUUCAAAAAAUUCAUUAUGAACGACCUACUUCAUUUAGCUGAAGAAAAUAAGCUGCAAUACUUUGAAACCAUCAGCAAUAUUUAUAUUUCCCAUGAACCAUUUUCCCAGGAGAAUAAUCUAAUCACAUCAACCCUCAAGAUACGACGAGCCAUGGCUCGACAACGGUUCCAAACGAUCAUCGAUUCACUCUACAAUGUUACCGAAACAGAAACGAAAUAA